ACCAAACAGGAAAUAGGUUCACAUAAACUGGAACAGAUGGGUUAUUUUUCUUUUUUUCUUUCUUUCUGUAAUAUUGGAGUUAGAGGCGGAUGAGGAUUUAAAUUUGAUAAAUUCAAUAUUUGUGUUCUCAUUAUUGAACGCAACACAAUCUUUUGUAAUUAUAGGUUCGUAUUAAUAUUUUAGUGAUUUUUUUAAUAAUAUAUAUCUAUGCUUCGUGUAAAAAUUAUUGAUUUUAAGCGAACCCGUUGAUUAUAUGUAGCGUCCGUCUCUUAAUGAUCUGAGAUGAGCUUAAAUGGAUGGAUAGUGUGACAAUUCAUAUAGCCAACCCCAAAUUGCUUGGGAUCGAGGCGUAGUUAUUAUUGAUGGCGGGUGCAGUGUAGUCCCAACAAGUUUAAUUAAACUCAGUAUUUUUUACUCGGACCAUAAAUGCAUAUAUGAAAAGGCACUAAAAUUUUAAUAAAUGCUAGUUAUGAACCCAUAAUUGCAAAAGUGCAAUAGAUUAAGUGCUGAGAAUAUAAAUAUUGAACCCAUCGAAUUUAAAUCUUGAUCGUCUCUGGUUAUUGUAGUUGUAGUCGAGAGUUUUAAUGUUAGUCUUGUAUUCUAUUAUUGUUAGAUCUUUUUAGUAUUACUUGUUUCCUUUCGUUUCGUUUUCUUACUAUCUUGUUGUUGUUACUGCUUGGUGCUACUGCUUUUCUUUUCGUCUUUCGUGAGCAUAGGGUCUAUCGGAAACAACCUCUCUACCUUUAAGGUGGGAUUUAUAAAGGUUGGAAUAUCUGUACCCUAAAAGGAAUCCAUUUACAUCUUUCUUUUGUAGUUCAAGCAACAAGGAAUUCACUUUUCCACAAUAAAAACUACUAUAGUGAGGAGAUUGUUGAAUGCAAAUAAGUAAAUAAAAUGGUAGAGGGAGGAAUAAACAAAGCAGAUAAAACAGAAUUCACAGAAUGUUGGAGUGCAGUAUGGAAAACUCCUUAUAUAAUGAAGCUGGCUUUAUCAGCUGGCAUUGGUGGAUUUCUUUUUGGUUAUGACACUGGUGUUAUUUCUGGUGCACUUCUUUACAUAAGGGAAGAUUUUAAUGAUGUCGACGAGAAAACAUGGUUGCAAGAAACUAUUGUUAGUAUGGCUGUUGCUGGUGCAAUCUUUGGUGCAGCCACUGGUGGUUGGCUUAACGAUAAGUUUGGACGAAAACUCUCAAUUCUCAUUGCUGAUGUUCUCUUCUUUGCUGGUGCAAUAAUUAUGGCUGUUGCCCCGGCGCCUUGGGUGAUAAUUCUUGGAAGGAUAUUCGUCGGUUUGGGAGUUGGAAUGGCUUCAAUGACUGCUCCUCUUUAUAUAUCAGAAGCUUCUCCUCAUAAGAUCAGAGGUGCACUUGUUAGCACAAAUGGUUUCCUCAUUACAGGAGGACAAUUCAUUUCAUAUCUAAUCAAUCUUGCCUUCACUCAUGUGAAAGGAACGUGGCGUUGGAUGCUUGGCAUUGCUGGACUUCCGGCAGUUAUUCAGUUUUUGCUCAUGAUCACCCUUCCUGAGUCUCCAAGAUGGCUUUACAGAAAGGGGAAAGUGGACGAGGCGAAGGAAAUCUUGGCGAAAAUUUACUCAGCAGAGGAAGUAGAAGAGGAAAUGCAGGCAAUGAAGAAAUCAAUUGAAGAAGAAAAGGCGAUUGAAGGUUCCAUCGGAAGUAGCACGUUUACUCAAAUUAAGAAAGCAUUUGGAAAUACAGCAUGUAGAAGAGCACUCUAUGCAGGAAUCUGUGUUCAAGUGGCUCAACAAUUUGUCGGUAUCAACACUGUCAUGUAUUACAGUCCAACUAUCAUCCAAUUUGCUGGAUUUGCAUCCAAUAGAACUGCUGUCGCACUAUCACUUAUCACUUCUGGUCUCAAUGCUGUUGGCUCCAUAGUUAGUGUGGCGUUUGUCGACAAAUAUGGUAGGAGGAGACUCAUGAUUAUCUCUAUGUUGGGUAUUAUUUCUUGUCUCGUUGUGUUGUCCGUUGUCUUCUUCCAAGCGUCCGCUCAUGCACCAGCAAUCAGCAGCAAUGAAUCUGCCCAUUUUGGCAAUGCUACUUGUAAGGCCUAUGCCAAUUCCCCUAAUCCAUCCUCCUGGAAUUGCAUGAAAUGCUUGGCUAAGGAAGCUGAUUGUGGAUUUUGUUCAAAUACCAAUGACCUGUAUGCUCCUGGAGCAUGUAUAGCAAAAACAGAUGCACUAGAAGGAGCUUGCAAAGCAGAGAAACGCGUUUGGUACACGAAAGGUUGUCCAAGCAAGUUCGGAUUCUUAGCAGUCAUUUUUCUCGGAUUAUACAUCAUAGUGUACUCCCCAGGUAUGGGAACAAUACCAUGGGUUAUCAACUCUGAGAUUUACCCCUUAAGAUUCCGCGGAAUAGGUGGAGGCAUUGCUGCUGUUUCCAACUGGACUUCAAAUCUAAUUGUUAGCUUAACAUUCUUGACAUUAACUGAACAUCUUGGUUCCUCUGGCACGUUCCUCCUAUUCGCGGGGUUUUCACUUCUUGGACUCGUCGCCAUCUUCUUCCUUGUUCCUGAAACCAAAGGCUUGCAAUUCGAGGAAGUCGAGAAAGUAUUGCAGAAAGGUUAUUCUCCCUUUAGAAAGAACACUACCACUAAAGAUACCUCUGAUCAUAAAAACUGAUAUUCAUAGAGUAGAGCAUUUUUUUACCUUCCUUAUUUAUAUAUGUCAUUGUGUACAUACACACAUAUAUUAAUUUGUAAUCAAACUGAGAAAUAAAAGAACUUCUGUACUCAUUGUCAUUC
Messenger RNA from Nicotiana tabacum (common tobacco), 2753 nucleotides. Lineage: Eukaryota; Viridiplantae; Streptophyta; Magnoliopsida; Solanales; Solanaceae. The record is from RefSeq and is a predicted model, not a curated record.